Messenger RNA from Trichomonas vaginalis G3, 198 nucleotides. RefSeq lists its product as uncharacterized. NCBI's taxonomy places the organism in Eukaryota, Parabasalia, Trichomonadida, Trichomonadidae. The record is from RefSeq and is a predicted model, not a curated record. The transcript has a single exon. The coding region runs from base 1 to 198 and encodes 65 amino acids.
AUGAAGGAACUACCUCCUCCUGAACCACAAUUUGUUGGUAUGUGUGAGUUUCCGCCGCCAAAAUAUCCCCCACCACCACCAGCAUUCCCAUCAGGUGAGCCAUUAUGGUUUAAUCGAGUUCCAUUUCCACCUCCGAAUCCAAAUUUGCCUUUAAUUCCUCCUUCGCCUCCUGAAGUUUGUGUGGCUCCUCUCCCAUAG